Molecule: messenger RNA, 1473 nt
Organism: Zychaea mexicana
Lineage: Eukaryota; Fungi; Mucoromycota; Mucoromycetes; Mucorales; Lichtheimiaceae
Exons: 2
Coding region: 123-1295 (390 amino acids)
Source: RefSeq, a predicted model, not a curated record
CUCCAACACACCCCCCCCCCUUAUUUCUUCCAUUCCUUUUCUCUUAUUUUCUUUCUCUCUCUCUCUCUCUCUUUUUCUUAUUCUUUCUUUCUUGUUUUCUUAUAGCACCGCAAAAUUACUUUAUGUUCGAACGCAUCUUUGACGACAUAAACGAUAGCACCUCAACCACCACCACAACCGCUGCACCACAACCACCGAUCACCUUUGACCUUAAACCGUCGCCUCACAUCCACUCCAUACGAAAUGUCAUAAUCAAGCAAUAUGCCGCCAAAAAGCGCAGACGCUUGCCCUGCAAGAUUGACCACAGGCCCUUGAAGAAGAAGCACGUACAACAACCAGUCGAUGAUCUGAUGGCUCGUGGUGGACUACCUUCACCACCUGUCGAUAGUCCACGCAACGAGUUUCCUGAAGUCGACGUCGUCAUACAACAAUCCCAACAAGCACAUUUACAACAAGCAUCGCAACAACAAGAAAAAGAAACCAUUGCAAAGGAGCCAGCUAUCAGAGUCCAGGACGCUACUGCUACUACGACCAGUCCCUCAAAAAUGAACGACUUGACAGCUGCCGACGUUACCAAAAAGCUUAAUGAGCUCAAGGAGGAAAAACAUCGUCUAUUCCAACUCAUUAAGCGGUUAAUGCAGCAGGAACAAGAGCAAGAACAAGAGAAACAACAAUUGCAAAUGCAGGAAGUCACUGCUGUUGCUGCUAUCGCUCCAUCGCAAGGAUCGCAAGAAGCAAGUACAAGCGCUGCACCUGCAGUAGUGGUAGUAGACAACAAGAGCGACAGCAGUCCUUGGUCGGUCAAUAAAAAUGACUCACAAGGACCUGUUGUUGCUACUGCAUCGCUGUCACCGCCGCCAACAGCACCCGCAUAUCGCCCUCUACAACAUCCUCCACCACCACCACCUCCACUUCCAACCUCAGUGCCAGCUCCUUCGAUGAUGCAACAGCGCCCUCCUUCUUUGUCCUCCUCACCAGCAUCGUCGUCGGCAUCGUCAUCGCCCAAUGAUCACUUCCGUCGACCUCCUGUUUAUGGACGACCGCUCAACAACAACAACAACAAUAAAAGGGCUUCGUAUAACAACAACAACAACAACCGUGGCAAUAGUAGCAGUGGCAGACCAUCGUUCGGUGGCGGUCAUCAUCAUCAUCAUCACCAUUUACCACCGUCAUCUUCGCAACUCCAUCCAUCUCGCUAUUUUCAUCAUCGUCACCAAAGACCCAUGUAUCGACCGUCGUAUCCGUCCCGUGACUACGCGCCACAACCAUGGUCGUCCUCGCCUGUCCAACCUUAGAAAGAGAUAUUAACAUCAAUUACUAUAGCGACCCACCCUUCUCUUCCCCCCCCUCCCCAUAUAACCACUCUCCAUCCUGUUUAUCUGUCCUCCCCCUUCUGUCAUUGUCCUCAAUCUGUAAUUACCUUUGUACUAUACGUUGUGUCUUCCGAGCUCAGUAUAUAUUAUAUACAUAUAC